UAAUUUGUUGUGCAUUAAGCUGUGCUUUUAAGCUGUGUGUCCAGCAGUAAAUGUGUAAUGGAAAACUUUAAAUCAAAUAAAAUCCAGUCUGAGAAAGAAAGCUUUCGUUAUGCAUAUGCUAUAUAAGGAAGCUGCCGCCAAGGCGGCGGCUUUAGUCGAAGCGUGCAACUUCGACGACUUCGCGAAAAUCUGUGUCGCGAGUGAGAAAACUGUCUGCCACCUGACUGCCUGCCUGUCUACUACUUGCCACAUUGCCGAUAACAAGGUGAAGUGGAAUUGCAGCACAAACAAGCUGUUGCGGAGAUUGCGCAACAGUCGAGAGUCCAAAGGAAAGUGAAAGCCAACAGUUUGCAACGUAAGUUGCAUCAUCGUUUAACACUUGACACUUGCCGCUUACCCACAACAAAAUGUUUUACUCGGUGAUCUUCUUUGCCACAAUUGUGCUGCUCUUUUUGCUGAGCGGCGUGCGCAAGCCGCAAAAGUUUCCACCAGGACCCAGAUGGUACCCCAUUGUGGGCAGCGCCUUGCAGAUCUCGCAGCUGCGCAUGCGCCUCGGAAUGUUCUGCAAGGUGAUCGAUGAGCUGGCGCGACGCUAUGUCAAUGCCUAUGGCUACUACGGACUAAAGAUUGGCAAGGACAAAGUGGUGAUUGCAUAUACCAACGAGGCCAUCAGCGAGAUGAUGACGAAUGAGGACAUUGACGGUCGUCCGGAUGGCAUCUUCUAUCGCCUGCGCACCUUUAACUCGAGGCUGGGCGUGCUCCUGACCGAUGGCGAGAUGUGGGUGGAGCAGCGACGCUUCAUCUUGCGGCAUCUGAAGAAUUUUGGCUUUGCACGCAGCGGCAUGGUGGACAUUGUGCACAACGAGGCCAGCUGUUUGUUGCAGGAUUUGCGUACUCGCCUUGCCGCAGCUGGUGGCAAGCAGGCGCGGAUUGAGAUGCAUGAUCUGACCAGUGUUUAUGUACUGAACACUCUCUGGUGCAUGCUCAGCGGACGUCGUUAUGAACCCGGCUCGCCGGAAAUCACCGAGUUGCUGGAGACAUUCUUUGAGCUGUUCAAGAACAUUGACAUGGUCGGUGCACUCUUCAGUCAUUUUCCCUUGCUGCGCUUCAUAGCGCCCGAUUACUCGGGUUACAACGGCUUCGUGCAGAGUCACCGAGCUUUGUAUGCCUUUAUGGGCAAGGAGAUUGAGCUGCAUCGUAGCACGUAUCGCAAUUAUGAUGAGCCGCGUGAUCUGAUGGACAGCUAUUUGAGGGCCCAGGAGAGCAGCGAUAGCGUCAUGUUUAGCGACGAGAGUCUGCUGGCCAUUUGCCUGGACAUGUUUCUCGCCGGCUCGGAGACAACGAACAAGAGUUUGGGUUUCUGUUUUAUGCAUUUGAUACGUCAACCCGAGAUACAGGAGCGCGCCUACGCCGAGAUCAAGGAAGUGGUUGGCUUAGAACGCAUACCCGAGUGGUCGGAUCGUACCAAAUUACCGUAUUGCGAGGCCAUUACCAUGGAGGCGGUACGCAUGUUCAUGCUGCACACCUUUGGCAUUCCACAUCGUGCCGUCUGCGACACGCGGCUGAGUGGCUACGAGAUACCCAAGGAUACUAUGGUGAUUGCCUGCUUUCGUGGCAUGCUCAUUAAUCCGGCAGAUUUCCCCGAGCCCGAGUCAUUUGAUCCGACACGCUAUUUGGUUGGUGGACAAAUUAAGUUGCCAGAGGCUUUUAAUCCCUUCGGCUUUGGGCGUCACCGUUGCAUGGGGGAUCUGCUGGGACGGCAGAAUUUGUUCAUGUUUACCACCACGUUGUUGCAGCACUUCAAACUGGUUGCCAUUCCCGGCCAGAUGCCCGAGGAAGUGCCUCUGGAAGGCGCCACGGCGGCAGUGAAACCAUAUGAUGCUCUGCUAGUGCCCAGAGUAAGCUAAAACAAA
Messenger RNA from Drosophila sulfurigaster albostrigata, 1913 nucleotides. It is a transcript of the gene Cyp303a1, whose product is annotated as probable cytochrome P450 303a1. The transcript is spliced from 2 exons. The coding region runs from base 408 to 1907 and encodes 499 amino acids. Gene Ontology annotation, molecular function: iron ion binding; oxidoreductase activity, acting on paired donors, with incorporation or reduction of molecular oxygen; heme binding. NCBI's taxonomy places the organism in Eukaryota, Metazoa, Arthropoda, Insecta, Diptera, Drosophilidae. The record is from RefSeq and is a predicted model, not a curated record.